Messenger RNA from Hipposideros armiger (great roundleaf bat), 985 nucleotides. RefSeq names its product olfactory receptor family 10 subfamily AD member 1 (gene OR10AD1). Gene Ontology annotation, biological process: G protein-coupled receptor signaling pathway. Lineage: Eukaryota; Metazoa; Chordata; Mammalia; Chiroptera; Hipposideridae. The record is from RefSeq and is a predicted model, not a curated record. Gene Ontology annotation, cellular component: membrane. Gene Ontology annotation, molecular function: olfactory receptor activity; G protein-coupled receptor activity.
UCUUCCCUCCUCAAGCUGACCCCAGAUGGUGGAUGGAAGGGACGGGGGGCACAGUGACAGUUUAUCCUGAUGGGUUCCCUUUCCACUCGGGCAUUGACCUUUGCCCUCUUCUUAGUCCUCUACAGCCUUGCCACAGCUAUAAAUGGCCUCAUCAUCUUCCUCACCUAGACAGACCCCAGGCAUAACAGCCCCAUGUACUUUUUCCUUGGCCACCUGUCCUUCCUGGAUAUUUGCUUCAUCACCACCGCCAUCCUGCAGAUGCUGAUCCACCUGGCGGUCAAGAACCAUACACUCUUUGCCUCCUGCAUGACCCAGGUGUAUCUGGUGUUUGGUGUGGGUGUGGCUGAGUGCCUCCUCUUGGCUUUUAUGGCCUGUGACUGUUAUGCUGCUAUCUGCCACCAGCUUAACUAUGCCCAGAUCAUGAGCCAGCAGGUCUAUGUGAGGCUGCUGAGUACUGCCUGGUUCUUUAGGCUGACCAGUGGCAUCCUGCUUGAUUACAUGGUGUUUCGUGGUCCAUUCUGUGGAGACAACCACAUAGAAAACUUCUUCUGUGAGGCCCCCAUAGUGAUUACCCUCUCUUGUGGAGACCCCCACUUUUGUCUGAGUAUCUCUGCUGAUGCCAUCAUGGUGCUGCUCAGCCCCAUGCUCACUGUCAUCUCCUAUGCCUUCAUCUGGGCCUCCAUCUUCAGCAGAGCCUCCCCCUCAGGUCGGGGAAGGAAGACCUUCUCUACUUGCACCUCCAAUCUGACUAUGAUCAGCUUUUUCUAUACCUUGGCCAUGUUCUCUUACAUGAACCCCCACAGCACACAUGGCCCUGACAAAGACAAGCCUUUCUCCCUCCUCUACACUAUCAUCACCCCCAUGUGCAAACCCAUCAUAUACAAUUUUUGAAACAAAAAAAUGAAGAGGGCCAUGGUGAGGGCCCUUGGACAGACCAGCCUGGCCCAGGCAGAGUCUGUCUAGCCCGAAGGAUCCUGGAGGGGAA